Molecule: messenger RNA, 798 nt
Organism: Penicillium waksmanii
Lineage: Eukaryota; Fungi; Ascomycota; Eurotiomycetes; Eurotiales; Aspergillaceae
Exons: 3
Coding region: 1-798 (265 amino acids)
Biological process (GO): retrograde vesicle-mediated transport, Golgi to endoplasmic reticulum
Source: RefSeq, a predicted model, not a curated record
AUGUCGACGCCAGAGGAAUCGCCAGCCCAGCGGGCUUCUCGUCUGCGACGAGAGCGUCGUGAGGCCAAAAUCAAGGAGGGAGGCUCAGCACGCCUUGACAAGAUCACCAGCUUGAGUGGUCGCACUCCGCAGUCAGGUCAAGAAGAGGCCUCACCAUCCCCACAGCUCGCCAUCUCCCCUUCGCCUUCGCCAGUGCCGCAAAAUCGACCCUCGCCAUCACCGCAACCCAACAUGAACAUGCCGUCGAAUGAGGCCCUUCAAGCACAACAAGAAGCUUUCCGCGCUAUGCUUCGGCAAUCGGCCUCCGAACAAGGCCAGGGCCAGCAGGGCCAGCAGGGCCAGCAAGGCGAUGAUAUGGAGGACCCUACCAUAAAACUACUCAACUCACUAUUGGGCGCGAUCGCAUCUGCCCUUGGGCUCCCACCUUUCCUCGCCAGCAUGCUCGGUGCAGCUACCCAACAGCCGACACAUCAGGAACAGAAAGCUACCCGUAUCUGGAAGGGCCUGCACAUAGUCUUUGCGAUCGGAGUCGCGGUUUACCUAUUGUUCAUCAUCGGAGCGUCAGUUGCGACAUUCGGCAGCCCGCCCCCCAAACCUGCUACGGCACAAAACCCAUUCCUGAUUUUCGUUACCGGAGAGGUACUUCUGACAAGCGGCCGGGCCUUGACGGGCGGGAAACAAGGCGGGAUUGGCAUGGUUAUCCAGCUUUUUAAAGAUGUUGUGCGAGAUGGUAGCCUUGUGCUGUUUGCGUUGGGCCUGGGAGCUUGGUAUACCCAAGAGUGGCGGACUGUUGGAUGA